AUUCAAGCGCAAGUCCAUAUCAUUGACCAGAGGGUUUGAAGCCCGAAUCAUAGUGUGCGCCUCAUAGGGAAAUGUGCUCGGCGGUCUCGGGGCAAAAGAGGGCCGAAUAAGGGCCGACGAUCGGAGGAUCAGAUAAGAUCCUCGGCCGAGGAGCUUCCACGGAGGGUCCGAUCCUUAUAAACAUCGCAUCAGCCUGGCCCCUUUCUCUUGCUUUUUAUUUUAUUUUGUUUCUGAGGCUUGAUCUCUCUUUUAUCUAUGAUUAAAGUCCAUCAUGCUGGCCGAACUCCUCCUGGUCUGCAAAGCCCUCGGCCUCUCCUUCCGCCAGAUCUACACCUACCUGUCGCAGGCCCUCUCGCCGCGUCUCCACCGUCUAACCUACCGAUCCGUCGAACAUCCCCGAAACGUCGUCGUCAUCGGUGCCUCAUUCGCCGGAUACCAUGCGGCCAGAUGUCUCGCCAGCUCCUUACCGACCGGCUACCGCGUCGUGAUUGUGGAGAAAAACACCCAUCUCCAGGUGACCUGGGUGUUGCCGAGAUUCAGCGUCGUCGGGGGGCAUGAGCACAAGGCGUUCAUACCCUACGGACCGUAUCUGUCCGCUGUGCCGAAGGGGUCGUAUGAGUGGGUACGGGACACGGCGGAGCAGAUCAGUGUGGAUGAAGAUGGAGGGGGGAAUGUGCAGUUGGGGUCUGGGACGACGAUCGACUUCGAGUAUUUGGUUAUGGCGACUGGGGCGUCGGGGAGCUUGCCGUCGCGAGUGGGAGUGACGACGAAGAAAGAGGGGAUGGAGAUGUUGAGUAUAGAGCAGGAUAAGCUGGUGGCUGCGACGGAUGUGGUGGUGCUGGGCGGUGGACCAGCGGGGAUCGAGUUGGCGGGAGAUGCGAAGUCGAGGUAUCCAGAGAAGAAUGUCACGUUGGUGCAUUCGCGGAAGGCUUUGUUGAAUGAUCACUUUGGGCCGACGCUGGCGAAAAGAGCGCUGGAGGAGUUGGAGAAGAUCGGGGUGAGUGUUAAAUUGGGGGAGAGGGUUAAUGUGGACGGCGCCGUGGAGACCGGGACAGUGCAGUUACAUUCUGGGGAGACGAUUCCAUGCAGUUAUCUGGCAAAAUGCAUCGGUCAACGGCCGAAUUCUGCUCUUAUCCAGGCAUUAUCCCCCAAGUCGGUCUCUUCCUCAGGACACAUCCGCGUUCGUCCUACAUUGCAACUCGCCGACUCGACAUUCGACCGAAUCUACGCAGCAGGCGAUGUGAUUGAGCUGAACUGCAUCAGAAAUGCACGCUCGGCGUUUGAGCAGGCAAGAUUUGUCGCGAACAACAUCGUCUGUUCCAUUCGGUCCAAGAAGCAGGCCGAGUACCGUUAUGGGUGGUGGGAGGGCGCAACCAAGCUGACGCUAGGCCUGACGAAGGCAGUGGCUUACAUGAGUGACGGAACAACCGAGAUCAGUAUGUCUAUGAAGAGCAAAGAAGACAUUGACAGCACCAUGAUUUGGAGGUUCUUCGGGGCCAAGGCAUUCGUUGAUGAGACAAAUGGCGAGCUUGAUUAACUUGCAAAUAUUGGAGUAGGCGAUAAAUAGGUGAAGAUAUUCGGCAUUUUCCUGUACAUAUUCUAAAGUCUAACAUUGCUGCGAUGAGUCCAAUGUAG
Messenger RNA from Aspergillus steynii IBT 23096, 1635 nucleotides. RefSeq names its product NAD(P)/FAD-dependent oxidoreductase. The record is from RefSeq and is a predicted model, not a curated record. The transcript has 3 exons. NCBI's taxonomy places the organism in Eukaryota, Fungi, Ascomycota, Eurotiomycetes, Eurotiales, Aspergillaceae. The coding region runs from base 272 to 1537 and encodes 421 amino acids. Gene Ontology annotation, cellular component: cytoplasm. Gene Ontology annotation, molecular function: electron-transferring-flavoprotein dehydrogenase activity; flavin adenine dinucleotide binding.